Molecule: messenger RNA, 354 nt
Organism: Cetraspora pellucida
Lineage: Eukaryota; Fungi; Glomeromycota; Glomeromycetes; Diversisporales; Gigasporaceae
Source: the annotation of a GenBank genome assembly
AUGCAACGUGAAACUUUACAUUCUUCAAAUAAACGAUGUGAUAAUCUGAAUAAUCAAUUAAUUGAGAGCUUGUAUAUCAGAUUACAUGGAAUGCUUUUUACCGAAAUUGGUCUUGAAUUUAUUGAUCAGAUUUUAGAAAUAUUUAUAGACAUAUUAUUCAGAUUGAAAGAUAUUCAGAGUUAUAAUGAUACAAAUGGGACAAAGUGGUUGUUAACCACAUCAACUAAUAUGAAUUUUAAUCAAAUUCUAGAUUUAGAUCCAACAUUUGCUGAAGAAUCUAGGCUUACUUUUACUGUUAUGUAUCAAUUAAUGUCUAAAUAUCUUGACUCUAUAUCGUUUCAGGGUGAAGUCGAU